GCUAUUCGCAGCAUUCAAUUGGGAGAAAUUAUUGAAGGAAAAGAUUCAAUUGAAACAGAUAAAAUGAUUGGACCAGAAUGCACAUUGAAACCAAAACACCCAAAAACAUUCUACGCCGAUCUCUGAGGAGGAUAAACCCCAUAUCCUUCAAUUGCCAUGGCAUUUCAUCUGUUACUGCCCUCACCCUCCUCCUUGUACCCUCCUAGCAGGUCUCUGAUCCCCAAAUCAACAUUUUCAUCCAGGAAACCGGCAAAUGGAUUGAUGAAGGUGGUAGCCAAAGUGCAGGUGGAUGAUGAACCAGAAACCCUAGGACUCAUUGGAAACACAGCAAUUGUGGGAGGCCUAAUUGCGAAUCCUGUGGUGGGAUGGUCUCUCUACACCUUGAAAACAACUGGGUGUGGGCUGCCCCCUGGUCCAGGGGGCUCCCUGGGUGCUCUGGAAGGCAUAAGUUUCUUGGUAGUAGUUGGGUUGAUAGGAUGGUCUAUUUAUACUAAAGUGAAAACAGGAUCAGGCCUACCCAGUGGGCCAUUUGGAUUGUUGGGUGCAGUAGAAGGCCUUUCUUAUCUCACCCUUGUGGGCAUUGCGGUUGUGUUUGGGCUGCAGUAUUUGGAUUAUGGAUACAUACCUGGUCCUACUCCUGGGGAACAGUGCUUUGGCUAAAUCAAGUUGAGAGCUCCAUAAGCUCGAGAAGCAACAGUGCGGAAAUGAACUGCUGUGAACCCUAACAGAAAAUAGCAGGUCUUAUCCUCUUGGCGAGUUCUGGAACGUAACCAUCGUACUCGGGGAGUUGUGGAACGAAAUUCUCGUUCAGAUAAAUGGGAUUUUGGGCUUUUUCAACAAUGGAUAUGUCGAUGUGUUCUAUUGAAACUUGGUAUAAAUACCCAAGAGAAGCGCGGUUUUAUGUGGUAUUGUAGAGAGGCACAUAACCACCAGCUACUGCUAAGCUAUCUAGAAAGAGGGAUGAUGAUGGAAUUUGCACCCCAAAUCCUGCUCUGGAGUGGCAAAACUUUUAGGGUUUCUAGUGCAUUAUAAGCCUCCCUUCUCUGACAAUUACUAGUAAUGUCAAAUAGUGAGAGUUUGCAGGGUGAGAUUGCAUGUAGUAUUUGCUUUUUGUGUUUCAGCAGUUCACUAUGAAGUUUCGAAAAAUCCACUAAUUGAGCUUUGAACUUUAACAUCCUAAUAAAUGUGGGGUUGUGUUUUAGCAUUAAGCCUUUUCAGCCCACAAUAACUUGUGGCAAACAACCAUUGUUCCAUAAUCUCUUAGCUAGCUUUAAAGUUGUGAGGUAGAAUUUGAGCAUUGGCCUCAGCAGCUCACAAUGAAUUUUGCCAAAAUACAGGCAAUAAUACUCUUGUUGAGACUUAAUCUUGGGCAUCCUUAAAAGUGUGGUAUGGUGUUUGAUCACUGAACCUCAUAAACUCACAAGAAUUUUUUCAUAAGAGGCAAAUGCUUGAUUCA
This is a messenger RNA of Cryptomeria japonica (Japanese cedar), 1456 nucleotides long. RefSeq lists its product as uncharacterized. The record is from RefSeq and is a predicted model, not a curated record. Bases 157 to 660 code for a protein of 167 amino acids. The transcript has 2 exons. NCBI's taxonomy places the organism in Eukaryota, Viridiplantae, Streptophyta, Pinopsida, Cupressales, Cupressaceae.